Molecule: messenger RNA, 3105 nt
Organism: Myodes glareolus (Bank vole)
Lineage: Eukaryota; Metazoa; Chordata; Mammalia; Rodentia; Cricetidae
Source: RefSeq, a predicted model, not a curated record
GGUCCAGAGCGGUAAAUGACUCACUUGAAGCGUAGUGGCCCCAGCUCUGCUGCUUCCUCCCGAAGACUCUUUCCACUCCCCACUGCCUUUUCCAAUGAUCACCUCCUUUCGUUUCAGGAAUGCCGGAUUGCUCACCCUGUUGUGAAGUGCACCUACUGCAGGACUGAGUACCAGCAGGAGAGUAAAACCAAUACAAUAUGCAAGAAGUGCGCUCAGAACGUGCAGCUGUAUGGAACGCCUAAGCCUUGUCAGUAUUGCAACAUAAUUGCAGCGUUUAUUGGCAAUAAAUGCCAGCGCUGUACGAAUUCAGAGAAGAAGUAUGGACCCCCAUAUUCCUGUGAACAGUGCAAGCAGCAGUGUGCGUUUGACAGGAAAGAUGAUCGAAAGAAGGUAGAUGGGAAGCUGCUAUGCUGGCUGUGCACGCUGUCCUACAAGCGUGUCCUUCAGAAGACCAAAGAACAGAGGAAACACCUGAGCAGCUCUUCUCGAGCCGGCCAUCAGGAGAAGGAGCAGUACAGCCGCUUGAGUGGUGGCAGCCAUUACAACAGCCAGAAAACACUUUCUACAUCUUCAAUUCAAAAUGAAAUCCCAAAGAAAAAGUCCAAGUUUGAGUCAAUCACAACUAACGGAGACAGCGAUGCUUCCUCUCAUGAGCUGCUUUGUCCUAAUACCCAGAGCCCGUCUGUGUUGGUGCAGUGGGCUGCUUCCCAACAGAGUCUUGGAGCCAUCCAUUUUCCUGUUCCUCCAGGCCCAGGCAUCCUGAACUUUUCCCCAGACCUGGCUCUGGAUUCUCCUGGCACUGACCACUUUGUCAUCAUUGCCCAACUGAAGGAAGAGGUGGCCACUCUGAAGAAGAUGCUGCAUCAGAAGGACCAGAUGAUCUUAGAGAAAGAGAAGAAGAUUACAGAGCUGAAGGCUGAUUUUCAGUAUCAGGAGUCUCAGACUCGGGCCAAAAUGAACCAAAUGGAGAAAACCCACAAAGAAGUCACAGAGCAAUUGCAGGCCAAAAACAGAGAGCUUCUGAAACAGGCAGCUGCUUUGUCCAAGAGCAAGAAGUCUGAGAAGUCAGGCACCAUGACGUCUCCAUGAAGACCAUGAGAAGGCUCCCACAACAACAGCCACUGCUCCUGGGUCAGGGUUGGCCACCCGGCUGUUCUCUGGGAACUGUGCUUUCUUACAGAAUCUCUAUUUUCUUACCGUUACCCUUCUUUGUGGGAAUGUAGCGGGCUGAGUGGAAACACCUGGUUUGUGCUGUGUUAGGACUGCAUGCUCAGUGGUUGGGGUUCAGACCUCCUCCUCCUCUUCCUCCUCUGCUCCCCUGUGCUCCUCCUCCUCUCUGUUUCCAUAGUGGUCACUGCUCGGUGUUAUGUGCGGAGUUUCUGUCCACUGUUACACCUGCCAUCCCCACGAGCAAGUAGUCUGUCGUCCACUGUGCAUCACUGCCGCCCUCCGAGCCUUGAAAACUGCCACCUUGAGACUUUGUGCAGGGAGAGCUUUCUCUCGCCAAUAAACCUUUGCUUCAGGGUAUACUCUUGGGUUUUUCCAGGUAUAUUAUGUAUGACCUUUGUACUAUGUAUAGACAGAGUUUUAUUUAUUUUUUAAAAAGGAAACCUUUUCUUGAUAAAGGAAUGAUGGUAGCCUAGCUAGUUCUUGUAAAAGCAAUGCCUCUUUGAAAAAAAAGAAAAAUAAUGCAGUCUUGUUUGCUAGUUUUUAGUAAAAGAAUCCGAUCUUUUCUUUCUCAUUACCUUAGAGUCCCGAUGCUAAGGUAAUGCUGGAGGCUAAGAGUGGAGCUAAGUGCCUUCGGAGGACUCUGUGGAAGAACAUUUGAGGGAUACUUAAGGGUGCAGAGAACUGACCAGUCUGUCUUUAAGUAAGGGCAGAAAGAACGGUUGUCCAGGUUAUACUGGACACUCCCUCCUCUAUCUACCCCUCCUUCUCCUUUUACAUAACUUUAAAUUCCCACACUGCCACUUCUUUUUUAAAACAUACCUGUUUCUUGCUUGUCAGCUGUCAUACCAGGCUGUUAACAGAACAUUUUAUUUUAUUUUAUUUUAUUUACCAUGAGCAGAUUCAAGUGGGAUAAGAUUUGAACUUGAGUGUUGCCGGGGUCAGCAGGGCUGCUUAGGUGUGGGCUGUGUGAUGGGGAGAAUCUCACUGCACCUCCCUUUCUCUCGCCCCAUCCUGUGCACCCCCUGUUUUUAAUGACGAUGUUAGAAAACAAGUACUCCAGGGAGCCGCUGGGCCCCCUUGAGUGUGCCCCUCUCCCAUCCUCACACAGCAGGCAGGAGAGAAGGGAGAGGUUACUGUGGAGCCUUACUCUUCGACUUUUGUGAAAGAAAUAGAGAUGGGUAGUGUGUGCCGAAACCCAGAACCAGCCCUGGGAUCAGUGCAGGUGGUGCUGGCGUCAGAACAGAUCAUGAAGACAGGUGACACUUGUCCCGCAUCCCCCAGCGUUGGGCAGUGGAGUUUGCUGUUCCCCGCAGGUGCUCUGUAGUUUGGGAUUGCAUUCUCACAGAUGGACAGCCGCGGAGUGAGGGCUGUCUCCUCCGGGAGGAGACUGGAAGGAGUGUUGUUAUCAUGUCACUGGGUAGGGAGUGCGGGAGAACUGCUGAGCGAGUCACUUUGUACCUUUCUGAAGGAAAAACUUGUAAGCAAAGAUAACUACUGUCUGUUAUACAGUGUUUUCAGAUGCGUUUGUGCUGGCUGGGGAAAGAUGGCAGAAAAGAACGACAGUCGUGGUUUCUCAAACAAAACGUCAGGCUGAGAGAUUGUGGCUGUGGAGUGUGAUGGUAUACAGACGCUCAUUUAGUUUUAUACUAAAUCUUUUUUUUUUAAGGUCUUAGCAUUUAAUAUUCAGCAAACCUACACAUUUUCUAAACUAUCAUGAGCUCCUGAAAGGUAAAAGGGAAACCUUAGUCUUGAAAUGUUGAUUUUUUUUUUUAAAAAAUCAUGACAGCAUUUUACCAUGAAAUUGAGUAACUUUUGGUAACACCUUCCGUUUCUUUGUAUGUUUGUAAUAAUGGACAUUUUAAAACAUAGGAAUGUUUUGGUUUGUACAGACUUUGGCAAAUGUGUGUUAAUAAAAUUCAUAUUGACUCAGAUAAA